Molecule: messenger RNA, 972 nt
Organism: Phycodurus eques (leafy seadragon)
Lineage: Eukaryota; Metazoa; Chordata; Actinopteri; Syngnathiformes; Syngnathidae
Gene: cenpw
Product: centromere protein W
Exons: 5
Coding region: 106-333 (75 amino acids)
Biological process (GO): chromosome segregation; mitotic cell cycle; kinetochore assembly
Cellular component (GO): nucleoplasm; kinetochore
Molecular function (GO): protein heterodimerization activity; DNA binding
Source: RefSeq, a predicted model, not a curated record
GUAGAAGAAGAAUCACCCCUGGUAGUCAAUCGCAGCGGGCCAUUUGAAACCGUCAACAAACUCGUAUUUUUUUUCGAAUUUUCACCCUUUCGCACCUCUUCUAUCAUGCUAAACAAAGCCCCGAGACUCAAGCAAAGAGUCAAAUCAAAGACAAAGGGGAACGUUAACGUGAGGCCGGCGUCCGAAGCAAUGAUGGAGCUCGUCACUCUUCUUUUCCUGAACAAUUUGGCCCAACAGGCGACGGCCAAAGCUUUUGAGGAGAAAUCCUCAACGAUCAGGGCUCAUCACGUCAAAGCAGUCGCCAAGAGGGUGCUGAAAAGUGCCAGAGGAUGAAGACCAUUCAUGCAUUUGUGAUCAUCAUUUCAGCCACCAUGAACCGUUUUAUUUUAUUUUAUUUUUUAAAAGGUGUUUUAUUGCCAUUUUCUUUGCCAAAGGAAAAUAUCUGCUUUUGUCUUUUUUUUUUUUUUUUUUUUUUGAAUUUUGUAUAUUAUAACCAUAAAUUGACUCUUCAUAUUCUUCAAUGGCUCGACGGCUCUUUUUUUUUUGUAGUGCAUUUUGUUUGGUGUACCACAUGCUUUCCAGUUAUGUGUUUGAGGAACUGCCCAAAAUUUUAUAUCAAACACAAAUGAUGCCCUUGAAAAUCUUUCUAGGAAUUGAAUAUGAAUUCCCACCAUGGGAUUGUAAAAUUGUGACUUCUUCUGUUCGUCAUGACCAUAUGUGGUGUGUUGACGGCGGUGAGGCGGCUCGUCGGACGAGCCGCCACUCCACUAGGACCGCGUCAGCAGGAGAUGAGGAUGGCCUCCGCAGCAGGACGGCUCCUCUGUCUCCCUGUCCUCCAGCCUGGGCACUUCCAGUUUGUCUAUGAAGGCCUGUAGUUCCUUCCUGAAGGCUUUCAUUUGGGCGUUGAUACGAUACAGCAGCUCGUGCUCCCUGAUCCGGCUCCCGUCGUCCUCACCGCCUUGCUCCAGUUCG